AUGGCUAUACACAAAGACCACCCCGGGCUCAGCGUUGAGAUCGUCGUCAACGGCAAUGCCCUGAGAGAAUACGAGAAUAAUGAUCAAGUGCACGAGCCUGAAACAGUCGCCAGAUACCUUCAAGCACAGCCCGGAGCAAAAUUCGGUAUACGAUGGUCAAUCACAGAAGCUUUUCCAUCCAACAGAGAUAUUUCACACUCUGUUUGGAUCGACGGUCGGUUGAUAAGCCAGUUGACGAACCGAGCCGAUAAUCUCCACGACAAAACUUCGCGCACAGUAAAAGCUGGCAAGUCUUUCGUCCAAGGCGAAUGGAGUGAUCAAAAACUUGUCUUUGCCACCGGAGAUGCCGAUCUCGCGUCAGAUGAUGCCUACAUGCAGGGGCGGUGCUCAUUGGGACUCAUCAAAGUCGCGUUCUCCUUCGUAACGAUCAAGGGUCCUCUGAAAGACAGCGCCAGGGCACAGAGGUGUUUUGAAAUCAAACGAGGCGCGGCGAGACCUGUCCAAGUGAACUUUGGAGAAAGGCAAAUCAAGAAUGCCCCAGAGAUCUUGAGAACCGCCUGGCAGAAACCGUUCGCUGUGUUCGAAUUUAGUUGUCGCACGCGUACCGAUCUUGAAGCGAUCGGGAUCAUACCUCGAAGUCUAUCGCCGGCGCCAAUUCCAGUACAAAACGUUAUCCAGACCAUACUAGAGCCUGUUGUUAAGCCUGAACCCGAAGUUGGCGGGUCUCGUCCGGCUCGACAAUCAAAUGACAUUGGAGACGCAGCUACGUCGCGAAGAGAGGAUCCGAGUGUAGAGGGCCUUUCUGAAGAAGAGAUCAUUGUAAUGAUUGUGGUCUACAGGGGGGGAGAUGCUGGGCUUGCAGGUCAAAGCAAGAAGAGCCUGCUUGGUCUGCUGAAGUUUUACGAGGACAAGGACAAAAAGAGUGCAGCCAUCAAGCGUGAACCUGCAACCGAAAGUAGCGACUGUCUUUAUGUCAAGCGAGAGCGUGAUGACAGCGAGUCCCAUAGUGAACGAAAGCGCAGCAAACCAGAGGUCAUUGUGCUAGACGACUAA
This is a messenger RNA of Boeremia exigua, 1053 nucleotides long. RefSeq lists its product as uncharacterized. The transcript has 5 exons. Lineage: Eukaryota; Fungi; Ascomycota; Dothideomycetes; Pleosporales; Didymellaceae. The coding region runs from base 1 to 1053 and encodes 350 amino acids. The record is from RefSeq and is a predicted model, not a curated record.